Eubalaena glacialis (North Atlantic right whale) is the source of this 1151-nucleotide messenger RNA. RefSeq names its product diablo IAP-binding mitochondrial protein (gene DIABLO). The record is from RefSeq and is a predicted model, not a curated record. Gene Ontology annotation, biological process: neuron apoptotic process; intrinsic apoptotic signaling pathway in response to oxidative stress. NCBI's taxonomy places the organism in Eukaryota, Metazoa, Chordata, Mammalia, Artiodactyla, Balaenidae. The transcript has 6 exons. Bases 10 to 750 code for a protein of 246 amino acids. Gene Ontology annotation, cellular component: mitochondrion.
UUCCGGCGUAUGCGCGUGGGGUCCGUCCGACGCGGAAUGGCGGCUCUACGGAGUUGGCUGUCGCGGAGCGUAGCCUCCUUCUUCAGGUACAAACAGUGUGUGCCAGUCGUGGCUAACGGUGAGAAGCGCUGUUUCUCAGAAUUGAUAAGACCAUGGCACAAAGCUGUGGCUGCUGGAUUUGGGGUAACCCUGUGUGCUGUUCCUAUUGCACAGAAACCGGAGCCUCAUUCUCUUAGUAACGAUGCAUUAACGAGGAGGGCUGUGUCUUUGGUAACAGAUAGCACCUCUACCUUUCUCUCUCAGACCACAUAUGCAUUGAUUGAAGCAAUCACUGAAUAUACUAAGGCUGUUUAUAUCUUAAUUUCUCUGUACCGACAAUACACAAGUUUACUUGGGAAAAUGAAUUCACAGGAGGAAGAUGAAGUGUGGCAGGUGAUCAUAGGAGCCAGAGUGGAGAUGACUUCAAAACAGCAAGAGUACUUGAAGUUGGAAACCACCUGGAUGACUGCAGUUAGUCUUUCAGAGAUGGCAGCAGAAGCUGCGUACCAAACUGGAGCGGACCAGGCCUCUGUAACCGCCAGGAGUCAUAUCCAGCUGGUGAGAUCGCAGGUGCAGGAGGUGCGCCAGCUUUCCCAGAAUGCAGAAACCAAGUUGGCAGAAGCACAGACAGAAGAACUCCGACAGAAAACACAGGAGGAAGGGGAUGAGAGGGCUGAGCCGGAGCAGGAGGGCUACCUGCGUGAGGAUUGAGGGCCUGAGCUGCUGCCCACGUCUGCCCACUCGGCCUGGGGAAAGCAAGGGCAGACGCCAUCCAGCCCUGGGUCAGCACAGCUUUCUCUGCACAGAGAGGCAUGGCAGGCAGGUCCUGCCCUGGCCCAUCAGACCAGAGGUCAUUGUGAGCUGUGAGUGCCUGACCCCCAUCGCCACGGUCUCAGGCUUCUACUGGACCUGGUUCUUAGUCCUGCAGCCUGCAGGGCACUGCACCCUGUUUAACAUUUCACCCUGCUCAGCACAGCUGCCCUCUCACCCAUCGAUCUUUUUACCUCCCACCCAGAGCAUCUCACCAACCUGGCCAGAGAGAAGGGGCCUUCUCUGUCAUGUCCACAAGUUCAGUAGCUAUUAAACCUCAGUUUCCCAUCUACAUUUUCAAA